AAAAAAAGGCGGAGUUCGUGAUGAAAAAAAGAUGGGAGUUCGUAACAGGCUUCUAUUUACUAUAGUGAGAAAAAAAUGAGACACUCGAUCCAGCGGUAAAAACUGUCUCCAUUCGACCGUCGAAUUUCGACGGUCGUUACGAAGGUCUGAUUUUUUCUGUUACGAACUUCCGCUUAUUUUUUCUUACGAAGUCCGCCUUGUUAUCGUUACAAACUCUAAUGUAUUUUUUCUCACGAACUCCGGUAAAAAUUUCAAUACUGAAGACGGUGUAAUACGCUUUUACGAACUCCGACUCAAAUUUUAUCACGAAUUCCGGAACUUUCUUUUGGUGUUCAUUACGAACGCCUAAUAGUUUUUUGUCAUGAACUUCGAAUCUGUUUAUAAAGAACUUCAGUUAUUUGAGUAUCUGAUCAGAGUUCGUAACGAGCGUGACGAAACGAUUCGGACUUCAAUAAACGUACUUGAUCUCGAAAAAUGUAUUUUUGAGCACUUAUCAAUUUAUGACUCAAGUGAACCUAGUUUAUUGAUUUUUUGAGCUUUCAGACUUAAGGUAAUAACUGUCAUUUAUCACAAGAUUGAAUGAACUCCACGAUAUUUGAAUAACUUUUGAUAAAUAGAUGAUCAAAGCCUAUGACCAUCGUCAUUUGAUAGUCCGGACGUAGCGUCAUCUUUUCUGCUAGAAAGUUCAAAAAAUUCACCUUCGAAUAUAGCGAAUUUUAAAACGAUUUUGUUUUAACUCUUCCAGAUUUAUAAGAUUUUGUUUUACUUAAUAGAAGCCGAAAAUUUCGAAAAGAAUCUAUGUUUCCUCUCGAAGUUUUCCUCUAUAUAUGUAUUCUAAAAUAUAUUUAAAGAUUGGAGAGUUAAUUAAACUCUAUAAGUUUGUUCGUCACGUACUGCAAACGUAUUGUGUUCGGACCUUGGUGCCCCAGGUUAGAUAAUAACCGUGGAAAAAUUACUUAUGAGUUUAAGUAUCUCGAAUCACCCGUCCAACAGCAUACUCACUACGUUAUGACGUACAAUACAGUUUCUUUAGCUAGUUCCAGAAAGCUGCUACAUGGUUAGUGAGCGUGUAUGGAGAGCUCAGAUAAUUGGAUGCAUGAACUCUGCAUUAAGCAAUCAUCUAUCCAAUGAUCAUAUCAGAAGCCUCAGCUAUAGGGGAGAUAUCGGGCUAUUAAAACUACCAUUCGACAGCACUCUAUACCGGAAACGGUAACAGCAAGUCGGGGUAUUCUUCCGUCUUUCCUUAUUAAACACUCUCUUCUUUUCUUCGAACACUUGCUGAUUGUUCGCGAUGUCUACAGUAAAGAACAUUUGAAUGCAUAUGUGUCGAAGUCGAAAAUCAAAAACAUUCUUUUAAAAUUAAUCACAUUUUAUUCGAGUGUUCAAUUAUAAAAGUUUUAUUUUUUUUAUCAACUUUACAAUUCUCUUUUUUGGAAAUUAAAAUACUUCAGAAUUUUUUCAACUAUUGUUCUUCGACAACUAACAAUAGGAACCACUCAUUCCAUAAGAGAGGUUGAUUAAAAUAGUUGUGGAGCAGCUUUCUUAUAGAAGAAGAAAAAUAUCAAAGAGAUGAACUCGACUAGUUAAAAAUCUAGAUUUAUUAUUGGUCAUGAAAUGCUAAAUUCCACUGAAGAAAAAAAUUUGGUGUUUAAAAGUAUUCGCACUUUUCGGUUUGUGCUUCCCGAACAAAGCUAACGAUAUAAAUGAAAAAAACAAAGGUUAAAAUCACUUUUAUAGUAUAGGGCAACAGAACUGGAAAUUCUGAAAGAAGAUGUAAGAAAUGGUCGUAAACCAAUGCAUGGUGUCAACUUAGGAGGAUGGUUAGUUGCUGAGAAAUGGAUGACAUGGGCUUCGCCUAUAUGGUCCGGUGUUCCAGAUGCCACCGCUAACCAUGGUGAAUAUAAAACAAUGGAAUUUCUUGGCCAUGCUACAGGAGAUGCUCGAUUCCGACAACAUCGUGAUAAUUUCAUAACAGAACAAGAUUUUAGAGAUAUAAAAGCAGCAAAACUCAAUACAGUGCGAAUCCCAGUUGGAUACUGGAUUACUGAGAGAGAUAAUUCUGGGGGUGGUGACCCUAAUGCAUGGAGAAUGUUUGCUCCAGGUGGUAUAAAUUAUCUUGAUCGAGCAAUUCGGGAGUGGGCACCUCGAAAUAAUUUGCUUAUACUGAUCAGUAUGCAUGCAGCUAAGGGAAGUCAAAAUGGAAAUGAUCAUUCAUCGCCAUCAACACCGGGUGUAACGAACUGGUCCAACUAUCCAGAAAAUGUUCGCAACACUCUUGAUGUCGUAGAAUUUCUUGUUCGACGUUAUAACAAUGAUGUGGCAUUCCUUGGAAUUGGUGUUUUGAAUGAACCAACUGGAAAUACGAAUGAAGGUGUGCUGAAACAAUAUUAUUAUGAUGCAUAUGGGCGUAUUCGUCAAUUUUCAGACUGUUUGAUCACUGUUGCUCCUCUUCUGUAUCAGCAAUCUGCCGGUUCCAGUGACUGGGCCAGCUUUAUGCCACCACCACAAUUCACCGGUAUUUUGCACGAAUGGCAUCGAUACCAAAUAUGGGGCUUUGAGGGACAAAGUAAAGAUCAGUUGAUCAGAUUUGCUCAAAAUGAUUUGAAAAAUGAUAUUGCUGCGUGGAGAGGCAAUUGGUUGUUCAUCGGUGAAUGGUCAAUCGCGUGGCCCGGAUCAGCAAAUUUUGACAAUGACGAUGAUUUGAGACGAUAUGCGACAGCACAACUCGAAGCAUUUAAAGGAGCACAUGCUGGAUGGACAUAUUGGACGUGGAAAAUGUACGGUGGAAGUGACUCUGACAGAAAUGCCUGGUCGAUGAAAGCUAUGUUAAAUCGAGGAUUGAUAAGAUUAUAA
This is a messenger RNA of Didymodactylos carnosus, 2853 nucleotides long. Lineage: Eukaryota; Metazoa; Rotifera; Eurotatoria; Philodinida; Philodinidae. The record is from the annotation of a GenBank genome assembly.